Messenger RNA from Saprolegnia diclina VS20, 971 nucleotides. RefSeq lists its product as hypothetical. The record is from RefSeq and is a predicted model, not a curated record. The transcript has a single exon. Gene Ontology annotation, molecular function: acyltransferase activity, transferring groups other than amino-acyl groups. The annotation marks the transcript as partial. Lineage: Eukaryota; Oomycota; Saprolegniomycetes; Saprolegniales; Saprolegniaceae.
CGAUGGUCUACGUCCGUCGACUCGACUCAGCGGCCGAGUUCUUAGACGUCACCCGCCUCGUUCGCAUCUCGGUGCUCGAGGCAACCAAUCACAUGAGCUGCAUCGCGCGCACCGAUCCCACGGCCGGGUGGUUUGUCCUCGCCGACACGGCAAUAACUCCCGUGUCGGCCUACGCCGUUCUGUCAAGUACCCGCGGCGUGCUUCUAAGUCCGUACAUGACACCGGACGAGGCGUCGGCGCUCGCAAGGUACCUAAAGACGACCUUCUCUCUUCCGAUGCCGUGCACUGUCCGUGGCCUUUCCGAAAGCGUCGCGGGGUUUGCUGCCAACACGCCGCACGACAUCACCCACGAGGCGUGGCUCUACCGUCUUGACCGCGUCAAGCUCCCCGCCAACGUUGCGGGGACCCUCGUCGUCGCCACGGACGCCCAUGCGGCGCAGCUUUGCGCGUGGUACAAGCUCUUUAAGCGCGAGUGCUUUGACGAAUUCUUGGACGAUGACGCUGCGCCAGCAUUAGUGCAACGCGGCCUCGAGCGCAAGGCGCUCUACGUCUGGAACGUUGACGGAGUUGUUGUCGGCUUUGGCGGCGUCGCGCCACCGAUGACGACGGACGGGAUGACCGUAUACAUGCUCGGUCCGAUCUUCAUUGCCGCCAAUGCCCGCGGCCACGGCUUUUCAAAAGGGCUCACGGCCGCCAUGAGCGCGACGCUUCUGGACACGUGCCCGACGCCGCAAGCGUCGGUUGCGCUCUACGCCGACAUGAAAAACCCCGCGUCCAACGCUGCGUACAAGGCUGUGGGAUUUGUUCCCAUCGAACGCGACGUGACGUGUGCGCUCCGCCCCGAGCCAUGAUGGGACAUGUGCGAUCACUUCAAUUUGCAAAUAUAAGUCAGGGUGGUACAGCUGUAGGAUUCCUGACGAGUGGAAAAGUUGUCGAUAUGGUAACUGUUAAAUGGUCGAUUGUGAUCCGAA